Messenger RNA from Trichobilharzia regenti, 834 nucleotides. NCBI's taxonomy places the organism in Eukaryota, Metazoa, Platyhelminthes, Trematoda, Strigeidida, Schistosomatidae. The record is from the annotation of a GenBank genome assembly.
GAUUUCGGAAAUGCUUUUAACUCUUUGGUCGGCCAAUCAGUCACUUGUUUGACCCCUGAUCUGAGGAUGCCAGUCUAAGGCCAAUAUGUUAUUUUGCUGAACAUGUUUUCUCAUCGUAUUCGAUUGUUCAGUUCACUUUAUUCUAAAAGUCCGCUGGUAUUCGCCAAUGCUGAUGCCUGGUCUCCUACUGAUUUUUGCAAAUACUUUUCUAAAAUAUCAAUGAAGGAGUCUGAAAGGACUCAGAGUACUAAUCAAGUGAAGUCAGAAAGUUUCUAUAAUACUACUACUACUUCUACCACAGAACCAUUUCACUGUCUCUCAAAUAUUCAACCACCAAGAUUAAAAUCCAAGUCAAGCGAUGACACACCCUUGGAAUUGAAAUAUCGAAAAGUCUAUGAAGAAACUUGGCGUUGGCUGGAUGAAUAUUGGUCUGCAUACAAUCUUUCCUACAUAAAGGCAAAGAAUGCAUUUCUGGCAAGAGAGAACAUGAAUAUCAAAGAUGUUAAAGCAGAUGAUUCAUGUGAACGCAAAGGAGUUACUGAUCUGGGGGCAUUCCAUCGGCAGUUUUUGGAGGAGAACAAACAGAAGAGGAUUCAUUUUAACCUUCAAUGGUACCGACGUAUUGCUUAUAUUGUAUACCUUAGUAUUUUGGUCGAUUUCCAACAGGUCUACAAUCGUCUUCGCUAUACGUUAUUUCCAAAACAAAAAGAUUUGGUAAAGAAGGAGAACGGGAAAGUUACUUAGUCAGUUAGAGCAGCUUUGUUUAACAACAACUUGUACUUUCUUUUUGUACAUGCCUUUUCUAGAUGACAAUAAAUAUUUUUCAAAUACUUC